AUGGUGAUUUGGAUACAGGAUUCCCAAGAAGGAAACUAUAAGACAGAGGUCAACAGCAAACCCAGGAAGGAAAGGACGGCUUUCACCAAGGAGCAAAUCAGAGAGCUAGAAGCAGAAUUUGCUCAUCAUAACUAUUUGACCAGACUGAGACGAUAUGAGAUAGCAGUAAACCUUGACCUCACUGAAAGACAGGUGAAAGUUUGGUUCCAGAACAGGCGGAUGAAGUGGAAGCGUGUAAAAGGGGGCCAGCAAGGAGCAGCAGCCCGUGAGAAGGAACUGGUGAAUGUGAAAAAGGGCACGCUGCUCCCCUCUGAGCUCUCCGGCAUCGGCGCCGCUGGGCUCCAGCACACGGGGGACUCACUAGCCAACGACGACAGCCACGACAGCGACCACAGCUCUGAGCACGCACACUUAUGAUACACAGAGAGUGUCCCAGCUCGGUUCUCAGGAAAGAUGCUUUGCUGGCAAGCCUUACACAGGCAUCGUUUACUUAUGCAAGUGACUCUGGAGGUGAUCUUUAAAGUUGUAAUGGAAAAUUCAGGCUUAGUAUGUCUGCUUUUCUCAAUUCUUAGAUGGUUUACAGUAAGUGCCAUGUCUUAAAGGUGCCUCAAGAUUGGAGAAGUGGAAGACAAACUUACUUUGAACAUUCCAGAUUUGUUUGUCGUUUUUAUGACAGCGGGCAGGUAUUUUUGCUUAAGCUUGCACUGAAAAUUACAUUGCUCUCAAAAGACGUUAUAUUCUGAAAACCACAGUGCCACAAAAUCACUAUCUAGUGGAUAAGAAAUGUAUUUUAACUCUGUAUAUAUUUACCUUACAGCAUUUUUCUGUCUUCACUAAUUUUUAGCAAUGCAUUCAUAUUAGCUGAUGGCAAUAGUCACUCAUGACAAUAAAUGGCUUUUUGUCUCUA
Molecule: messenger RNA, 907 nt
Organism: Cyanistes caeruleus (blue tit)
Lineage: Eukaryota; Metazoa; Chordata; Aves; Passeriformes; Paridae
Source: RefSeq, a predicted model, not a curated record